AGAGAUUGGCGGUUACCAUGUUUGAUGUGUUACGCCCUCGAUUAACCUCUCCUGUUUCACACCCUACAGUUGGACUCCAAUGUUUUUUCCGUGCUUUUGCUUCCUCAGUGGGGGUCUUUAAUUCCGGAGAAUAUAUGCGCGAAGGAACUGAAGUUCCAGAACGCGAUGAGCUGUACAAAAAGGUUCUUAUCACUGUUAAGGGGCAUGAACCGAUGGUACUGAAGAGUUAUGAGACGUUUGUCAUCAAGGUGUGUGAAAACCUUUCGCUCAACUUCCAGGGUGAUACCCGUAACCGCCCAAAGUUUUUACGCCUAUCUAUGAACAGGUCUCCAUUCAUAUACAAGAAGCAACAGCGACAGUAUGAGUUCCGCACGCACUACAAAUAUUUCACGAUUAAAUAUGUAACUGGGUGUACUGCGGAUGUGUUUCUGGAGUAUAUCCAAAGAAAUUUACCCGAGGGUGUCGCCAUGGAAGUAGAAAAGCAUCGCUUGGAACGCCUUCCGGAGCAUUUGAAAACUUAAACAAUGAAGUAUGGCAGAUUGAGGCGCUACACUUAUCUGCGAGGUUCUACGUUGAUUUUAUCUAUCUUCUGGUUCUGUAAUACAGAUAUUAGUGGGUAAUGUGCUGGUAACUUGGUAUUUAAUUUCAUUCAGUCGAACUAUGCGGUAGUCACCAGUGUAUCAUAACAAGUCAUGUUGUAGACUAAGUGAAAUACGUAUUCAAACAAAUGGACAUCAAAACUGUUGGGACUGUCGAAACUGUGUAACGGUCCAAGUUGCUGUACUUCACAAUAAUACACUAAAGUCAGGGCUGACAAUGAGGAAAUAAAAUUGACAAUAUCGACAGUCGUGAACCAUCAUAAGGUGGGAAGAUGCAGUCGAUCGGAAUAGUGACAUGACAAUACAAUAUGUGAAUAUAAGGGAUGGAUAGAUAUAUGCUAUCUUAAUAAAUUUUGAACUGUAUUUCCUGGAAUCUCUGAUCAUUGGCUUCACUUGUCCCGUGGAUUCUGACCAAGAAGCCUGCAUGGCUAUGAUGAACGAUGACAGAAUGCAGGAUCACUGCUACUCUUAGCAUCCAAUACUUAGUGGUCACUCAACUUCUGUUCGAUUGCUUUGGGAAGUUUCAAAAUUCAUGAGAAUCCUCAUUUGUAUACAUGGAAACUGAAAUGUGCGUCCAUACUCCAGUAUGUUCUACCAAUUAACAUCUUCAUACUUGGUGCCAAAAAGUCAUAAGUCACUGGUAAGUGGGAUUUUAGCUACCUGAUUUCUACAAGAGUUGGGCGAAAGUAAGUUUAUAUUGACCAUGUAAUUUUAGCUAGACUGCAUGAAACUGUAACAUUCCAUUAUAUUUUUUAGUGUUUUUUGUUAUUAUGGUUCCUAUGCGCACAGAUUCAUUAUUUAUUUUUCCUUUGGGUUCCUUUUGGAACAUAGGGCUUUAGUUGCACGUCACCACUUCACUCUCUUCUCUGCAGUCUUUUUAACCUGGUUCCACCACUGCCCAAAAGCUUUCAUUUCUUCCUCAUACGAUCUCCUACAUGUCACCCUCGGACGCCCAACUCAUCGUUCCCCAUUUGGGUUCUGCUUGGGGGCCUGGCAAGUGAUGUCCCCAAAUGGUCUGUUCAGUGCAUGCCCAAUCCAUCCCACUUUCUUCUGCAUAGUUGUUGGGUGAUAUGCAUACAGAGACUCAGCAAAAAUAACUAAUUAGUUCUAUUGUUCUUUACUGUCAAUACUUCCCCCUAAACUAGAAGCUGCUUUUGGAGAGGUUGCCUAAUGGAACAUAGGAAUAUCAUCUUAAUGACAAACUUCAAGGAUAUUAUUUAAACAAUCUGUGAAAAAUAUUCACUUGGAUUUUCAUGUGAACAAGAUGAAAUCCUGUGGAUGCUUUUGAAUAUGUUAGUUGAUAAGAAAAAAUUUGUUACAAGAAUUCGUUGAUCCAAUCUACCUUGUUUCAUAAAAAGACCAAGAGGAAAACUCGAAAUGAUCGACAGAAUUCGGUCAAUCUGUUGGAGUAGAUAGCAUGACAUCCACUCCUCUCCAGUGAUCAGUCACUGUUUAACAUCUAGUCUUGUAGGGUCUGGUUGCAGACUGAUAAGCUUAGUGGUAACAUCACUGAUUUCAGCAGUGGGUGAUAGAAGUUUAGAUAUCAGAGGUGACAUGAGUUUCUUCGAGAUUGGAGAUACGCCUUGGCAAGUGUCAACAAGCAAAAGAUCUUAGUUGAGUAGAGCUUUCUGUCGAUUACUUUCAAUAACCUAACAUCAAACUGAAAAAAAUUAGGCGUCUUAGAUAAGACACUUUAGACUAGGUUCACAGGAUAUGGAAUGGCUUGAAGAAGAUAAUAUGUAAAAGACUUCUUAGAUAUGUCCUGCAUCUUUUACUAUCUAAAGUAUCCUAGCCAUUGAUUGUAAAGUAACCUGGGUGGGAAAACAUCAAUCACUGAGAGGCAAGGGAUCCAGCUGACGAGUCCUAAGUAAGACGAGACAUGAACCUUGGAUUCUAGUCGAGUGGAGCUGUGGCUAAGGGAGUUAAAUCUCAACAGUGGAUCGCUGGUCUCGAACACCGCCCCAUCUGCCGGGGUUUAGCAGUCAGGUAGUAUCACUAACCGUCGUACAAAUGGUUCGUUGCCUAAUGCAUGAAUGUGCCACAAGGUUGCUGAAUGAGUUUCGAUUUGAUUCGACUUCUAGUCGCCAUCCAUCGCAAAAUAACCCGUCCAACUACUGCGAGUAGUCAGUAAUCGAAACACUGACGUUUUUUUCACCGUAAGUUUAAGGUUACGAAUGAGUCUUAGCUUAUUGAACUCUUAGUUUUCUGGAUCCUACUAUCCCAGUUAGUGUGAGUUAUAAGCAAAUAAAGGCGUCUAGACUUAUCUAAUAUGAUUAUCGUGGUGACAAUUGAAUGGAAGUACUUCUUGAAUUAUAUGGUUAGUGUUUUUUUUCCGCGUUGUUCACAAAGUACAUCAAUUAACUAUCAUUGCUACAAAGUGCCAUGAAUGACCUAGGGUUCUCAAUAUUACGAAGCAUGCCCUAAAAGCAACUAAUAUCAGUGAUCUGACAAAUGUGAAAAUGCUAACAGUUCCCAUUAACUCUUUGAUAAGUUGACUUAAUAUACUGGACAAUUGAAUCCAUUCAGGAUGUGUAUGUUUUGUGUUUCCUAACAUUUGUUGCGAGGUAUAUCUACAAUCCAGAGUGAGUUGAUGCCACGACAGUUAUCCAAACACGUCACCUCGUACUGAAGUUAGAGAUUGUACUACUGGUCUAUUUUAAACCGUGAUUAACUUCCUAAACUAUUUGAUUAAAUACAUCGAUUAGUUGUUGCAGGGUUACCAAUUUCAUGCUGUUUAUCUUCUAUCGAUCAUUUUGAAAUAUGAUCACCAAGCUAAGGGAUUGUUUAUCGUAGUGCAUUUUAUUUAAUGUCAGGUGGUUGCAGACAGGAUAUUUUGUACUGUUUUGUGUUUGUUGGUGUCUCGGGUAAAACAAAUGAAAUUGAAUACUACUACAUAGUUGCCAAUUUCUAUUUACCUCAAAUGCUAAAUUACAGUUAGUUUUUUUCCUGAGGUUAGCGUUAGCAAUACUACGCACACACGAUUUCUGAAGUGUAGAUUUGAGAUGACAAAUUUUACAGUUACAAUCGAGCAGGUAUGUAUUUCAUAUUGCUUCUAGUAUAUUCAGUUUUCACAGAUAGACUUCUACCAAAAAAAUGUUUUGUUUUUCAUGGGAUUCAUUAUUUCGUUAUAUUAUAAGCGAUAUGGUGCCACAAUAAAUUUAUUACGGAGAAUGUUCGCAUGUAUUUG
This is a messenger RNA of Heterobilharzia americana, 3786 nucleotides long. Lineage: Eukaryota; Metazoa; Platyhelminthes; Trematoda; Strigeidida; Schistosomatidae. The record is from the annotation of a GenBank genome assembly.